AAAGGGUCCUUUGCCAUCUUGCUCUCUCGCGUGAGGUGACGAAGAUCCCUUCUUUAGCCCGAGCCAGGCUUCUUCUUCUCUGCUCCCAACUAUCUCUUGUACGCACACUCGCUCACUCACUCAGACAACCGUUUCAUCAUGUCGAACCCAGCGCAAGGCUACAAGCUCUCUGGCCUCGCCGAGGCAGGCGGAGGCGCUAGCGGCACAACGGGCGAGAACACCAACCAGACGGCAUUCGCAAACCCCUCCAAGGGCCCCGCUGAAGGGCCUGCACAAGAGGUAGCCGGCACGCUUCCCCAAAACUUCAGCUUGGGGCCCACCAAGGCCGAGUCCAAGGGCAACGCCGACGUCCGGACCGUCCCGCAGGCCCACGACGUGGAUGAGCCCGCCAACAAGCCCCACUUCCAGGCCCAGGCAAACGACUCGUCCAAGCCAGUCAACUCCACGCAGACAGACCCGGCCGACAAGGACUUUAUUGCUUGA
Messenger RNA from Acaromyces ingoldii, 483 nucleotides. RefSeq lists its product as hypothetical. Lineage: Eukaryota; Fungi; Basidiomycota; Exobasidiomycetes; Exobasidiales; Cryptobasidiaceae. The transcript has 2 exons. The record is from RefSeq and is a predicted model, not a curated record. Bases 139 to 483 code for a protein of 114 amino acids.